UAAGAAGCAUGAAUCUCGAUCAGAGUGAUAAGCCUCGGUUUGAGGCAUCCUAGAAGCUGCAGUCACGACCUUUCAGACAGUCCAUCGAAUGUAUUGAUAUUGAAACGUUGAGUUUUCAGUAAGGAACGGCCAACGUGACUUAUAUCUCUUGCUGACAUCACCCUGAGACACAGCAUCAUCAUCUGCAAACGGCACUAUUCACAAUGUUCAUCAAGACAGUCAUUAUCUUAUUGGCCUCCUUAUCGCAUGCAAAAGAAAUUCUGCAGAGACGCCACGAUGGAUCAUCACCUAUCAUAGAUCAAUUCCCAUGGUCCUCCUUCCUCAACAAAACAGGCCUCGAUCCGCUUCAAUAUCUCAAACCUCCAUCUGACGACACACCCGAGACACUCGCCUGCACCACGGAACCUGGUCCCGAUCGACUCGCCUGCCCAGUCGCCAUAGCCGCAUGGUCGAACCUCGCCGAUGCAGAACAGUACAUCUACAUCCCAUUUGACCAAUGCCUAUCCGCAACAGAAGGAACAUGCAGAACUGUUGCGUGCGCGCCCACAGGAAAUCUUACUAUCAAAAGCGAUGAACUAACAGGACGAAUGUGGAAUCCCGUAUCGACAAAGUGUGUGUUUGGUGGCGUUGGAGGAAUAUGGCAGAAUGAUGGGUCAACUUUGGUCAUUGAGAUGGGAUACGCAAGUCAAGAAUGAAUCAACAUGUAUUCGUACUUUACAAAAAAGUCUAGCUGGUAUUCGUAUCCAAUAUCCUUACAAAACCAAUAUGCCUUUCCCAAC
This is a messenger RNA of Fusarium odoratissimum NRRL 54006, 779 nucleotides long. RefSeq lists its product as uncharacterized. The transcript has 2 exons. The coding region runs from base 204 to 695 and encodes 163 amino acids. The record is from RefSeq and is a predicted model, not a curated record. Lineage: Eukaryota; Fungi; Ascomycota; Sordariomycetes; Hypocreales; Nectriaceae.